UUUGCUCUUUGAUGUGCUGUAGGUUAAAUCAAUAUUUGGGGCCAUCUGUGUACAGAGAGUACUCUUCCCUUUGAGACAGAGCACUGCUGUCAUGCACGUACACCUACAUAAAUACACCUAGACAAGUGAGGGAGGACCACACAUUUUGGAUUAUUGCAGAGAUUCUUUCAUAUUUCACUGUUUAGGUUCAUUUGUUUUGCAAGAAUAAAAAAUAAAACAAUUUAAGAAGAACUAACCGGGAUAUGCAGAAUGGCUUUCUGUGGACUCACAUUUUUUCUUCUGGCUUUAUUUGACCUUGUUACUGUCUACAGCAGGCCGACAGGCAUCCACCUGCGUAACAUGGAAGGCUUUAUUCAAGCCGUGCAGCAGGUUGAACACUCCAACCCUGGCCUGCCCCCCCUGGCUCUGGUCAGGGCCCUGCGGAGGACUGCAGGCCAUGAUGACGUGAUGACCAUCCAUUUCUUGGGCGCUUCCAAUAAUCUCAGCGAUGCUGACCUCCUGGAGACGGCCAUUCUCAACGCCUCAUCCUUCAGCUUUUUUGAUAAGGCCAUCCACCACAUUGUGACGGACCAUGGAGAAGAACGAGGGGUGGUUCUCACAAGAGAUGGAACUACGGUGGCGCUUGCACCCUUAUUACUAGGAAUUGAAUCAGGACUGAAAGCCAAGAUGGAAGGGGUGGCAGCAGCUGGGAUCUUCCCUCUCACCUUAGGCAGGACACUGGGCUUAUCAUUUCUCAGCCUCCAGGACUUCCCACCAUCUCACCGUUUGGGGCCUGACGGGUGCUGGGAUAACGUGGAGCACCCCAGGGUGUUCAAACUGUCUCAGCCUGCCACUCUAGCCACCGAUGCCAUGAUCAAUGGGGGCAUGGAUGGCCUUAUACUGGGCACAGACCUCAGUAAUUUAACUGCAUCUGAACAGCCACAGGCCCUCAGUGAGAUUCUGAGAGGAUACUACAAUUUUACUCUGAGUGAGGGGCAGGGCAUGGAUGCUGUGAGCAGUCAGAUUAGCCCAAGGAGGAGGGAGCUCUCUAGAUCCAUCCUAGAGUCUGUUGAUCUUCACAGCCAGGUGAUGGAGACACUAGCAUUGGUCUGGAAACUGGAGAAGACAGAAUGGAUUUCUAUGGACACUGGGGUGGGAAAGGCGGUGAAAGAUGGAUUGGAGACAUUUGUCAAGAAGUACUGGGACUGCCCUCAAAUCAUCCCUCGCUGUCAGUGGGGGGCAAAGCCCCACCGAGGUACACCUAUCCCGCUCUCUCUUCCCCUCCAGUAUCUGUACAUUCAUCAUACUUAUGAGCCAUCAUCACCCUGUUUAUCCUUCCCAAGCUGUUCUCGUGACAUGAGGUCCAUGCAGCGUUUCCACCAGGAGGACCGUGGGUGGGCUGACAUCGGAUACAGCUUUGUGGUCGGGUCUGACGGCUACGUUUAUGAGGGUAGGGGUUGGCAUCAUCUCGGCACUCACACCAGGGGACACAAUGCCAUUGGGUAUGGCGUGUCAAUCAUCGGUAACUACACUGUCACCCUGCCAUCUCGCUAUGCCAUGGACCUGUUACGUCAUCGACUUGUCCAAUGUGCUAUACACGGAGGAGGACUGGUUUCCAAUUUCACCAUCCAUGGCCACAGGCAGGCAGUGAACUACACCGCCUGCCCUGGAGACGCCUUCUUUUCAGAAAUAAGAACCUGGGAGCAUUUCAGCGAAUAAGAGGACAUCCGCAGCCAGGAUUCUGUCAUCAAAGGAAGUGGACUCACUGAAGAGAGACAAACAAAGAGACGGUCUAAUAGUGUUUAAUGUGACUGCGUAUUAAAAAUGUCAGUUUUGUUCUAUUAAUAGGGCCCAAUUGCAGGACUUGCAAGAUGGAAGAUUAACUGAAAGUGCAGCUUUAUUGCUGGGAACCACUUUUACACUGAAAACAAAAGACAAAGUAUAAUGACUACAACUAACAAACUAAAGACUGGAAAACAAGAAACCAAAAAAAACUAGGCGCUACAGAGACUGGGAACACAGAGGAAAAACACAGGAAAAUGAGAGUACAAUGCAACACAAUGCAAGGAAAACACAGGGCUUAAAUACACAGUGGAGUAAUGAGGGAAUGGGAGACAGGAGGGAAACACAGCUGGGAGAAAUCAGAUUUAACGAGAAAAGGGAAGCAAAACCAGAAACACUGACAUGAGACUCGGACUUUCAAAGUAAAACAGGAAGCACACGACAGGCACAGAGACAAACUGGACAGAACAGAGGGAGCUCAAAAUACAAAAAACCAAAACACUGGUAGUAAUAAACCAAGAUGGAACCAAAGAUUGAUCAUAAUAAUAAUGAAACAAGCCAAAACACUGGGUCACCGACCCAGGACAGUGACAGUAACACUUGUUUUUUUCUUUUUGGCUCAGAAUAACUAGUUUAUGGCCCCAAAAUGUAGAUUUGUGCUGCAUGUUUAACAUUUUUAAUGAAUAGUAUUUCAUUA
Messenger RNA from Pelmatolapia mariae (spotted tilapia), 2458 nucleotides. RefSeq names its product N-acetylmuramoyl-L-alanine amidase-like. The record is from RefSeq and is a predicted model, not a curated record. Gene Ontology annotation, biological process: peptidoglycan catabolic process; detection of bacterium; defense response to Gram-positive bacterium. Bases 250 to 1698 code for a protein of 482 amino acids. Gene Ontology annotation, molecular function: peptidoglycan binding; N-acetylmuramoyl-L-alanine amidase activity; peptidoglycan immune receptor activity. NCBI's taxonomy places the organism in Eukaryota, Metazoa, Chordata, Actinopteri, Cichliformes, Cichlidae. The transcript has 5 exons.